UUAAUUUAUAGAAUAUAUGAGCAAUUAAUCUACUCCUAUAAAUUCCAAGAGUAAGUAGUAGCUGAUAGAAAAUUUAAAACAAAAACUCGACGGAGUACGUACGUAGUUUAGAGGAAUUUUACUUAAUUAAACAUGAUGGGAGUAGGUGCUCUUGCGGUAGCUCUGAUGAUGAUAACGGUAAUAACCUCUCCUUGUGUUUACGGAGAAGAGUUCUCCGAUCCCCAGGAAAUUAAAGUACAAAGACUUUUGAGACGGCUCAACAAACCUGCUCUUAAAUCCAUUAAGAGUGAAGAUGGAGAUAUAAUAGACUGUGUUCCUAUAACUAGUCAACCAGCUUUGGAUCAUCCUCUACUUAAAAACCAUACUAUACAGAUGAGACCAAGUUCUAUCACAGAAGAUGAAUCUAAGAACACCAAGAAAAAACAAAAGGCUAUAAUUCAGGUGUGGCACAAGAGUGGAGAUUGUCCGGAAAACACUGUUCCUAUAAGAAGAACAAAGAAGGAAGAUAUUUUACGAGCACAAUCUUUGAAGAGUUUCAGGAGAAAAACUCAUAGACGACGCACUGCUGAAUAUAAAAGUCCAAAUGAUGGCCAUGAGUAUGCAAUCAUGGAAUUAAAGACGGGAAAGUUUUUCGGGACAGAAUUUACAGUAAAUAUCUGGAACCCAAAAGUUCAAGUUUCAAAUGAGUUCAGCCUGGCUCAGACUUGGCUUGUAUCUGGAGAAGGCCCUAAUACUAACACCAUUGAAGCUGGUUGGCAGGUUUUUGACAAAAUAUACCAUGAUAAUAAUACUCGAUUAUUCGUUUUCUGGACGAACAAUGGAUACCAAGGACCUGUGUGCUACAAUCUGGCUUGCCAAGAUCCUGGUUUUGUUCAAGUGAGCACUCGUUUUGUUGUAGGUGGAACAAUAUUUAAUCCCGUGUCACAAUACGACGGAGAACAACAAGAGCUCUCCAUGAAUAUAAGGAAGAGUCCAGAUGGAGAUAUAAUUGACUGCGUAUGGAUCUAUAACCAACCAGCUUUUGAUCAUCCUUUACUUAAAAACCACAUCAUUCAGAUGAGGCCGAAAAGUCACUCCUUCAGGGACAAGCCCGGAGAUAAGAAGACAGACUUUAUACUUCAAUUGUGGCGCACGAAAGGUGAAUGUCCUGAGAACACUAUUCCCAUCAGAAGAAAAACAAGAGAUGAUCUGUUAAGAUCAGAUUCCAUUGAAACUUAUGGAAGAAAGAGUUUAGCAACCAUUUCUCCAACUAUUUAUCACCUCCACGGUGAUCAAACGGAAGUUCAUGAGCAUGCGUGUGUGUACGUCGAUUAUGGUGAAUUCCAUGGCAGCAAAAGCCGUAUAAGUAUAUGGAAACCAAAUGUUCCAAAUACGAGAGAGCUUAGUUUGGCUCAAACAUGGGUCGUCAAUGGAGAUUGGGACACUGGUUUAAACACUCUGGAGUCUGGUUGGCAGAUUCUACAUGCUUUGUACGGUGACAAUAAUCCAAGACUUUUCACCUAUUGGACGAGCGAUUCAUACGGAGAGAUCGGCUGCUACAACCUUGACUGCCCAGGCUUUGUUCAAGUGAACAGAUAUAUUUCUCUUGGUGCAGCUUUCAACGCUAUCUCGACCUACAAUGGUGACCAAUAUGAUUUUCAUCUAACUAUUGAGAAGGAUCAAGAUACCGGACUUUGGUGGCUUAAGCUUGAGACAUAUCUAGUCGGAUACUGGCCGAGCUUAAUAGUUCCAAAGCUAGCAGAUUCAGCACGGAAGAUCGUAUGGGGAGGUGAAAUUGCGCAUUAUGUUCAAGGCAGACGGGAACACACGCUACCGCAAAUGGGGAGUGGCCAUUUCGGAGAAGAAGGUUUUAAGAAGGCGGCUUAUUUCAAUAGCAUAGAGUACAUCGAUAAAUCUAAUUAUCCGAUCACACCCUUUCCUCAAAAUCUUGAAGCAAUCAUUACUCGGCCCGAAUGCUAUAACCUCAAGGUUGGCUCUAGCCGAAGGUGGGGAACUUACAUUUUCUAUGGUGGUCCUGGACACAACCCUCAAUGCAUAUGAGAGAUUAGGUUAACAAGAUCUUUAAUUGUACUUAAUAGCGUUCUAAAGAAUGUGUCGACUAUUGAAGACUAACAAAUUGGUUUUGCGUUUUAAGUAAAAAAAAAAGUCGUAUCAAUAUUAUAUGACUGACUUUUAAUAAGCACCACGUUUCUUUUGUUGGAUAAACGUAACAAAGUCGUUGUCACUUGUCAUUAAUUCACUUAUCAAGUGCUACCUUGCACGAUUUGUAACUUGCAGAAAACAGAACAAAGAAG
This is a messenger RNA of Camelina sativa (false flax), 2294 nucleotides long. The record is from RefSeq and is a predicted model, not a curated record. NCBI's taxonomy places the organism in Eukaryota, Viridiplantae, Streptophyta, Magnoliopsida, Brassicales, Brassicaceae.